Molecule: messenger RNA, 570 nt
Organism: Closterium sp. Naga37s-1
Lineage: Eukaryota; Viridiplantae; Streptophyta; Zygnematophyceae; Desmidiales; Closteriaceae
Source: the annotation of a GenBank genome assembly
AUGGCGUCGCUGCGGCAUGAGCACCUGGUGCGCCUGUUGGGCUUCUGCCUGCAUCAGAACGUGGAGAGCGGCCAGCAGGAGCAGAUCCUCGUCUACGAGUUCGUGCCCAAGGGGGACCUCAACUUUGGCGUGGUGCUGUUGGAGCUGCUGACAAGGCAGAAGGCGGCCGUGGAGGGCACAGACAGCCACAUUAGUGAAUGGGCGGCACGCAAGGUGCAGGUGUACGAGUUGGGGGAGCUGAAGGACGCGGGGCUGGAGGCGCCGGACGAGGCGGUGGUGGAGCUGGCAGACAUCGCGCUGGACUGCCUCAAGAUGCCCGCCUCGCGCCGCCCGCCCAUGAAAGACGGCGCCCGCCGCCUCCAGGAUCUCCUCUCGCGCUACUGCAGUGAUGCCGACGACGUUUCCUCCCUUGUUGAGCCUAGUCUGAGGAUGGAAGGGGGACGGGUGAGGAGCGAGGGUGGCAGCACGGACACGUUUGGGAGGAGCGAGUGGUCGGAGGGAACGAAUGGAACAUCGGCUUCCAGAAGUCUCGUCCAUUCGCUAUCUGAGAAGUGGCGGAUGAUUGAGUAG